UUAUUUUAUCAUAUUCUCAUUCUUCUGCUAUUUUUCAUUGUGUAAAAGUAUUUUGUCUUUCGGACCGAUGGAGACGACCCUGAGGAGGGUGAGGAGAAGGCAGAGAAUUAGUGAUUCCUUGAUCGUUACAAAUAAUUCUAUCUCAGCAUCAGAAGCCAAAGAAGUUGGUUUUAACGACAUGAUGAACAAUUUCGUGCUAGGAAAAGGGAGGCGUAGAAGAAUCGUCAUUGCUCGCAAUGAAAUUAAAUCAGACAAAAGCUGGUCUGUUGGCAUUGGCAAUUUGUUCAACAACUACUGCAACUUGUCGGUCGUAAUAUUUCUUCUUCUUCUUGUUGUUGCUGCACUUAUUCUGUUGGGAUUCUGCACACAACGGGAAACAAGACCUACAACGUUGUUAACUCAAGGUGAAAUGUCUAGAUUGACAAUUAUGAUUAAGUAUGAUGGGAGGUGGGUUAACUCAAUGUACGAAAAUUGCAAAACUAAAAGAGUACUCGUUUCAGAUAAAAUUACAUUGGAGGAGCUUCAGAAGAAAGUGUACAACAUUGUGAAUGUGGACCCAAAUGAGUAUGAGAUAACUAUGAAAGUUAUAUAUGAAGUAAUGAAAACUGAAUUGCCAAUAGAGAUAGCCGAUGAUGAUGAUGUGAGAGCUUUUAUUUUUGAAAGUCUUUCAAGUUCCUACAAGAUUCCAUUGUGCAUUACAUUGAAGGGUAAAGUAAGCAAUCAACAAGCUCCAUCGAUUGACGUUAGCUGAGAUUGCAAUGAAAUGGACUAAAGUUUUGAGAACUGGCGCUCUUGGGGUGAGAUUCAUGGGUGUUGAUCUAAACACAAUCAUGUUCAACAUGGAACGAGGCCAAGACACGACAGAGGCAUGUUAAUAGCUGACCUGCCUCGUCAUCAAUAA
This is a messenger RNA of Prunus mume (Japanese apricot), 901 nucleotides long. RefSeq lists its product as uncharacterized. NCBI's taxonomy places the organism in Eukaryota, Viridiplantae, Streptophyta, Magnoliopsida, Rosales, Rosaceae. The record is from RefSeq and is a predicted model, not a curated record.